AUCUAGAGUGGUUGUAAAUUGGGGUUAAACAGCUUGUGGGUGUAAGGGUUUCGUCGAGAGUUGGCCUCCUGCACAGAGCUAAGAAAAGGAAAAAUCCCGCAAAGUUCUGUCAAAGAUUAUAAUGCAACGACUACAAAAGGAGCGAGAUAACUUCCAAGAGGAAAUGGAAAAACUGCAUGAGCGACUGGAAUUCCAACAAAGUCAGACUGUAAAAUUGCAGCGUGAUAAGGAAAAUGCUUUGUCGGAACUCGAGUUAGUGAAAGACAGAUGGGAAAAGACUCAUACAUCUCAUCAAAAAAUAUGCCUUGAAAAAGACGACGCUUUAACGGAAAUUGAAAUUCUGAAAGACAAGAUGGAGAAAGUUCAGUACACUUUAAAUAAAGCACACGAGGAACGAGAAACUAGCAAUAAAGAGUGUGAAAAAUUAAUGGAGAAAUAUGACAGAUCGCAGAGUGAAGUGUAUCGACUGCAAAAUCGAAUUGACGUUCUGGAAGCGGACAAGGAUCGUUUGGAAUUGGAAGCAGAGAAGCAACAGAUGUUGGGUUCAAAGAGCAGAGAAGAAGCACGCAAAGCACAAGAAGAACUGGCACGCAUUCAGGAAAUGUACGACAGAGCAGCACUUCAGCUUGGGCGUACCAAGGAGCACGAGGAGAAGUCCAAGGAGGAUCUCGAUCGAUUGACAGUUGAUUUAGAAAUGGUUCGCGAGAGGUACGAGAAGUCACAAAUCGAAAUGCGUCGUUUACAGAACGAGCGUGAAAAACUUGUCGCCGACAACGAGAGGAUAAGCUUCGAGCUGGAGCGAGCACAGUCGCAAUUGCACAAGGCUCAAGCGGCCACCGAGAAGACGCAAGAGGAACUCGCUCGAAUGCAACUCGAAUUGGAGAAAAUGUACGAGAAACACGAUCGACAGCAGGCGGAAGUUCGUAAGGCGCAAGCUGAGGCCGAGAGAUUGCGAGCCGAUGCAGAGAGUUCACGCGACGAGAGCGAGAGGUACGCGGCACGUUUCGGGAAAUACCAGGAGAACACCGAACGUCAAAAGGACGAAUACGAGAGAGCGAAGCUGGAUAACGAAAGGCUGAGGGAUCGCCUUGAGAAGACAGUGGCGGAACUUGACAGAGCGCGGAAAUCCGAGCAGGAAGCCUCAAGAUUGCGAGCCGAUUUGGAACGGGAGCAAGGCGUUCGAGGUAAAUACCAAUACGAGCAUGAGAAGUGGCAGAGCGAGGGUGGUAAACUCCAGCAGGAUCUGGAAAGAACCAAGGAGCGCCUGGAAGCGCGUGAAAAUGAGCUCAAACGAUCUCAGUCGACAAUCGCCGAUCUCGAGACAAAACUUCACGAGUCCCAAUUGCAACUCGAUAGAUUACGCGACGAAGCCAAUAAAGUCCGUCAGUCAGAGGAAAAAAAUCGGGCCGAUAUCGAACGCACCAGAAUCGAAGCCGAGAAGGUCAAAGAUCGCUACGACAAAAUGAAAGUAAAAGCGGACGCUCUCGAGGCCGACAACGAGAAACUUCGAGUCGAGAUUGUCCGUCUAGAGAGACUGAUGCAAACGGAAGGUAAAACAAGAUCAGAGAGCGCAAGUAUCGAAGUCGAAAGACUCAGGGCGAGUCUGGAUAAGGCAAUCACAGCCCGGGACCAGGUCGAACUGGAAGCCGGUCGCCUAGCCAAGGAACUGGAGAAGUCGCAGAUGCACAUCACGAAAUUCCAAGAGGCGGCCGAGGUUGCCAAGAAGGAACUCGAGAGAUUGAACGGUGAAGUAAAUCUCUCCCGGGAGGAGCGAGACGCCCUACGACAGGAGUUGAGGAGAAGUCAGCAGCAUCACCAGAUGGCCGGCAAUGAGGAGAUCGCUCGUCUUCAGCAUGAUCUACAACUAGCGCAGAGAGAUCGCGACAAACUAGCCGCGAUUCAUGAGAAUCGUGAGAAACACGCCGAGAAGGUGGAGAAAGCCAAAGAGAAACUGGAGGCAGAGGCGAAGCAGUUGCAAGUCGAGAGGGACCAACUUGUCAUCCAGCUGGAGAAGUCCCAGGACAUGUUGAUGAAUUUCCGACAAGAGUUAAACAACAGCGAGGCCGAGGGCGAGAAGCAACGGGAAGAGGUCAUUAGACUCCAGCAACAGGUUCAGCAGUUGCAACAACAGAGAGCGCAAACCCAAACACCGGAUCGAGCCGCACAGGAAGCGAUGGAGGCACAACUUCGAGAGGUUCAUCGCCUCAACCAACAGGUCCAAACCCUCACCCAGAAUCAGAACAAAGAGAGGCAACGCGCCGAGAUGGCCGAGAAGACAAUUCAGGAACUGCAGAAGCAACUCGCUGCCGCGGCGUCCGGUGCUCCCGCCUCCAAGGAGCAGAUCGAGCAAUGGAGAAAGAUGUGCGAGACCGAGAAGCAGAGGGCCGACACUGCUGAGAAGAGGGCGCAGACGAUGGAACGGCAGUUGCACGCUCAUCAACAGCAAAUUCAGCAAAUGCAGGCGAAUCUUCAUCAGAAUCAAAGUCAACAAAACGGCUCCGAAGCUGCGCGAUUGCGAAAGGAGUUGGACCGUGCGCGUGAGGAGGUUCAACAGGCGACUGUUGAACGCGAACGAUUCCAGACUCAAAUCGAAAUGCUGUGUCAGGAGUUGCAGAAAAAUCAGGUGGAUCUUCACGAAGCAAACAAGAAACUUCAAGCUUCACCCGCGAAAGCUGGUGGUGAUACUAGUCAACAACACAAACAAUUGGAGGAACAGAAGCGACAAGUGGAAGAACAGAAAAAGCACAUGGAAGAGAAAGCAAGAAUGGUCGAUCAGAAGGCAAGGACGAUAGAAGAAAAAGAAAGAUCUCUUCAAAAUCUCGAUCAGGAACUAAAGAAACGAAAAGCAAAAAUGGACCAGCUCGAACAACAGUUGCAGAAGAGCGGAGGUUCACCGGACAAACGAAUGGUGGAAUUACAAAGAACAUUGGAAAAUGCAGAAAAAGAAUUGGAAAAGGCGAAAGAAGAAGCCGGAAGAAGUUCUGCAGAAACGGAGAGACUAUUGCAAUUAAUGCAAAUGACUCAAGAGGAGCAGAAUGCAAAGGAGAAACAAAUAAGAGAUCUUCAAGAAGCACUGAAAGCCGCACAAGCAAAAUUGAAGGCGACAGCCGCUCAGCAACAAGAGACCUCAUACGCGAGGAAUCUUCUCAACCAAUCGGGAUCCAGUGCUACGAAAUCAGAUGGACGUGACACAUGGAAACGUGACAUUGAAACGAAAAAUCGCAAAAUUCUUCAACUCGAACGAGACAUGACGCUUAUGAAGAAAUUACUUAAACGACACUCAAAUCCAGAAGGAAUUCAAGAAUUCGCCAUUGAACUCGAGAAGAGGAAAUUCAGAAUUGAGGAACUUGAAGAUACAGUUGCAGAAUUUCAAGAUUUUCUCAAGCACAAUCCCGAUGUAAAGGAACUUCAUGAUCUAAGAUGUGAAUUGGUCGACAAGAGUCAAAGAAUUCAGGAACUCGAGGACUGGAUACGAAUGAACGGCGAGAGAGAAAUUAAAAUCGAACGUGAGAGAAUUAUGGAAUUAGAAGAAAUGGUGACACAUCUAGAGGACUAUGUCAAAGAACACAAUGUCGAUGUAAUAAAGCAAAAAUUAAAAGACCGAGAAGAUCGAAUGAAUCAGUUGCAGAAACGUAUCGACUUUCUCGAAAAAGAAUCGAUAAGAAAUGAGAGAAUCAAAAAAGAUAAUUCAGAUUCCGAUACGUUUAACAGAAAUCUCGAUCAAUCCCAAUAUUUCCAAUCCGCUCAAAGUAAUCCGAAGUUAAUCGAACUUGAACUAAUGACAAAGGUACAGAAUCAAAAAUUACUAUCAAACGAACAGAGGAUAGUAGAAAUGGAUAAAAAAUUAAUGGAAAAAGAUCAAAAGUUAAAGGAGAAGGAACAAAAAAUGAAGGAAAUGGAGCACGCACUUUCGGAGAAGGACAAUAAAAUUCAAGAAUACGAGCAGCAAUUGAUUGAAUGGCAGGAUAGAUUGAAUAAACUCAAGAAGGAAAUGAGUAAGCUGGAGAAAGAAUUGGAAGAAUAUGAGGCUGAAGAUAUUGGUGUGUUAAAGGAGGAGAUUAGAGUAAGGGACGAGAAAGUGGCACAAUUGGAGGAAGAAGUUUAUUCACUGGAAAGGGCCUUUAAUGAGAGAAUUGACCUUGAGCAAAUUGAGGAACUCGUGGGACUUGUCAAAGAAAAGGAGGAAAAAGAAAAACAAUUGGAAAGUAAUAUUCGCGAGAAGAAUAUUAGAAUUGAGGAACUUAGUGAAGCACUUAAGGAAAGUGUCAUUAUGACUGACGAAGGUGAGAAGAAAUUGAAGAACGAGAUCCAGGCCAAGAAAACUGCUAUUGAAAAGAUGGGGAAAUUGGAACAAAAGAUUGCUUCGAUUCAAACAUUUUCUGCCCUAAAGUGUCCUACCUGCAGACCAUUGUUGAAUAAACUUCAGAAAUCGGAAAAAAAACUGGAGCGUCUUACUGAAGAAAGAACAACUCAGAUGGAAGAUUUACAUCAAAUGAAACGUGAGGCGUUAAAAGCAGCAGUUUCAGAGAAAGAUGCACAUUUGGCUCUGUUGGAACUUUCGGGUUUGAAAACAACAAUUCAGAUUGAACAAGCGGAGAAUCUUAAGGCAGAGCGAAAAAUGUUACUGGAGAAGUUAAAAGAAGAGGACGAGAGAAGUAUCGAGUUAACAGCAGAAUCGAGUAGAUCAAAAACUGAAGCAAAAAAAGAGCCUGUCAACAACCAUGAUCUUGACAACAGACAUCGUUCCGAAAGUGAAGAAAUGUUCUUUAACAAAGAACAGUUCCUGACAAAAGGGAAAAUUGGAUUGAAAUCAGUGAAAAAAGCAGUUCAAAAAACGACAACCACGUAUUUGGAGAGGGCAAAGGAAGGCAGAUAAGUAGACGACAUUAAGAGUUGGUUCCUUCAAUAUUGUCAUGUGUGCAUUCGCAAUUUUAGAAAAAUCUAGAUCAUUUCUAUAAUCUUGAAGCUCGUUAAAUUUUGUUAAUGGUGUCUCUAUUAUAAAGAGACAGCACAUUAAUUCUUUUUACGCCUUAUUCUUGAUCAUCUUUUUCAACAUUAUCAUCAUUAUUAACACAUGAUCAAUAUGAUCAAUACCGUCAUCAGCAUUAUUAUCAUCUUCACCAUGAAAUCGCCAUUUCAUCAUUUCAUCAUGAAUUCGACUUCCUGAAGCCGAAAAGAAGUUUAAAUCCAAGGCGUUAACCGAUUCGACCUCUUGAAGAAAAACCGAAGACUAAUUCAGCCUGAGAAAUAUAGACAAAAAUGAAAUCUUAGAAUUCCAUAAUAAUAUGGUCUUCUAAUUAUUAUUUCUCGAGACCGAAUUCAAUAAGUCUCAAUUUUUUUCAAGUCCAGUGCUUAUUCUUCCAGUGUUCGAUGAAUUUUAGCUCAUUGAGAGCGUGAAAGUCUUUUUUAAAAACAUUAUAGAUACAGUGACAAAAAUCUCAUAUCGCGAAGAGUGCAGAGAGUCCAAUUUCUUACGGGAAUUGUUUUUUUCUUCUUCUCAUUAGUUAAAUUAAAUCGGAAAAAAAAUUUCUUAAUCGUGUUCAAUAUUGAUCAUUAGAAAAAAUCUUUUCAAAGAAAGAAAAGCAGGGAUAAACACUUUACGAUAUACACAUUGUAGCCUAAAAACUGAUUAUUCAAUUUACUCCUAAUAUAUUCUGCCUAUAUUUCUGAACACCUGACACUGGGCCAAAAAAAUACGCGAGAGUAUUAUUUUGACCUUCGAUGAUUAUAUUAGACGUCAAUUUGAUUAGAAUAUCUAGCUCUAUAAAAUGAGGAGGAAUAUAAUGAUCUUUCCAUCAGUUUUUAAAAUUUUCCACAAAGGCAAUUUAAUAUUCACCGUGAAAGUAUUUUCAAGCAGAAAUUAUUUUCCAAAAAAAGGGAAAAAGAAAAUCUGAUGAAAAUCUGAGACGUUAAAAGAAUACCUAUUAAAACAUUGAGAAUCACCUGCAAUCAGCAUGAUACAAAUCAAUAUCCUCAAAGAGAAGCUAAAUCGCAAAAUCGAUUUUUUUAUAUUUUUCAUUGUCUUGAGGGACUUUCUCAGGAGAAAACAGAAAGAAAGCAAUUUUAUAGUUUAACAUCAACAACAAAUGUAAAAAAAAUCGUUUAAAAGUAUUUCACUUCUUCUUUUUUGCUUUUCUUUAUUUCUCGUCACGGGUCCAAAGGUCGUCAUUGUAUAGCGUACGAUUAAGUACUACAGUUAAAGAUAAUGAAAAGAUAAUCUAACGUAAGCAAUACAAUUUGUAAAAUAUGGUGUGGGAAAAAAGUUAGGGAGUUAUAGAAAAGGGGUUGUUAAGAAAAAAAAUAAAUGAGAGUGAGGAAAAAAUUGUCAAUGGACGAAGAGACGCAACGAGAGAAGAAAAAUAGAUAAAAAAGCAGUCGGGCUAAGGUGCUGAAUCGUUUUUAUGAUGACAAUAAUAACCAUUCGUACGCAUCUCGCGUCACUAUCAACUCGGAUAAUUUCUUCUUUUCAAUUAUAAAUUAGAUCCCAAAAUAUUUUGUAUUUGAAUGUCAAAUUACUCGUAGCUAUUACUCUUCAUUAAUUUAAAUAUUAAAUAACUUUUAGUUAUUACAAUUCAUUUAUUUGAAUAUUAAAUAAUUUUUAUCUA
This is a messenger RNA of Leptopilina heterotoma, 6605 nucleotides long. RefSeq names its product trichohyalin-like. Gene Ontology annotation, cellular component: cytoskeleton. Lineage: Eukaryota; Metazoa; Arthropoda; Insecta; Hymenoptera; Figitidae. Bases 122 to 4876 code for a protein of 1584 amino acids. The transcript is spliced from 12 exons. The record is from RefSeq and is a predicted model, not a curated record.